Sycon ciliatum is the source of this 1755-nucleotide messenger RNA. RefSeq lists its product as uncharacterized. The transcript has 6 exons. Bases 82 to 1152 code for a protein of 356 amino acids. Gene Ontology annotation, biological process: lipid metabolic process. Gene Ontology annotation, molecular function: phosphoric diester hydrolase activity. NCBI's taxonomy places the organism in Eukaryota, Metazoa, Porifera, Calcarea, Leucosolenida, Sycettidae. The record is from RefSeq and is a predicted model, not a curated record.
CAGCUGCAAACCACACAAUUGUAUGUUAUCAAAAUUUCCAGGAUUCUACGCGCACAGUUUGUUGCCACCUUCUUGCGAGUGAUGGCCGCCGGAGAAGUGCCGAACUUCAGCAGCUGGAUGGGUGAGGAGGAAGACGCGUGCAAGGCACUGACCCCGUUCCAGGUGGUAUUCCCUGGCACGCAUGACUCGGGCAGCUCAAUGCUAACUGGAUCGGCGGUGAUAGGCUUGAGUUCGGGACUCAAUGCCCUCUGCAGAGUUCCCUGCUUUCGUCGGUUGAUAGGGCGAUGGACGAUCACGCAACCAGGCCUGUCCAUCCAUGACCAGCUGGUCGGAGGCAUUCGAUUUCUGGACUUUCGCAUAGCCUCGGCUUCCCGAAACAAGCGUGGAGAGGAAGAGUUGACAUUCAUUCUCAUCCACACAUUCAUGGUUGGGUAUCUCGAGGACGCUCUCAGGGAAAUAGUGCGCUUCAUCGACUCCCAUCCCACGGAAUUGGUGCUGGUCUCCUGCAUUCCCUACAACAAUAUUGACGAGCGCGCAUAUCAGAGCUAUGUGGAGCAGUUUCUGAGCAAGCACGCCUGUCCUGCCAGUAAGCUGUCGCCCACGACAACGGAUGCUGGCACCACCGGUUCCCAUGGUGAUAGUGUGGGUGGUGAUCGGGGAACACCAUCGUCAGCGACAACGGUGCCCAGUAUCUACUCGCUCACGUCGGCGGGACACAACCUGAUUUUGAUUGGCAAUCCUGAGGCAAGCAGCACACCGGGUGAUAGCACUGUAUGGCUUUCAAAAACUAAACUAGUGACCGGCGGCCCGUUCCGCAGUCUGAGCAGUGUUGAGGAGAAACAAGACCUGAACCACCAGCAAUUGGCAAACUAUUCUUCGAACACGGCGACGGAGAAGCAGGCAGUCGAGCUCUAUCAGCUGACACACACUGUCACUCCGGACGCAAAGAGCAUCGUCAAAGAUAUCCUAACCUGCAAAACUCUGAUCAGCCACGCUGAUGCUAUGAACGCCACGCUACCAGACUUCGUAUCCAGCCGGUUGAGCAGCCAGCACCGAGGCAACAUCAAGAUUAUAACUGUGGACAACUUCAUCACCUCUGAUGUCGUGGCCAUAGCCAAGAAGAUGCUCAGGGAUCGACUGCAGAGCAUCUAAUUCUGAUACUCACACUACACAGUGUUAGCGCCGCUGUAGGGUAGUGAAGUUCUAGCACAGAGAACAGAGAGCUCUGGCAUAGCCGUUGUCACAGAAAUCAAGCUGGCGUCUUGGUUCUGUGUGCCUGACAUGCUGUGGUACUAGCCACACGUAUACAUGCCUGUAUACCACAACGGCCAUGUUUUCCACCACCGGUGGUUUCGGCAAAAACACGGAGUCGCUCUGCAAGCGGAUAGCUUCUCUUCAAGCAGCCAAGACCGGAGAGGCAUACAGCUGUGCCAUGUCUUGGGUUCGCUGCAAAUUGAGUUUUGCCCUACUCCAGUCCAGCUUGAUGUGUUUGCGUGGAUCCCGGAAUCUUCGGCCGGCGCAGUUGGACUCACAUCCCACCUUGGCGGUUGCUGGGGCGGGCAUUCGUAUUUGGUACCAUUUGCCCCUGGUUUUGUCCGUAUUGGUUUCAUUUUUGCUCUUUUCAUCCUAAUACAUGUUCUAGUAGUAGUCGUUUUCAGUCCAGUAUUGGACGGCCGCACUCCAGCUCUUCUUUGCACUUCUCUUUACUUCUUUUUCCUUUGACUUGAUCAUUGAUUGUGAUGGUAUUUUGUGAGG